This is a messenger RNA of Brienomyrus brachyistius, 2557 nucleotides long. RefSeq names its product tyrosine-protein kinase Lyn-like. Gene Ontology annotation, cellular component: extrinsic component of cytoplasmic side of plasma membrane. The transcript is spliced from 15 exons. Lineage: Eukaryota; Metazoa; Chordata; Actinopteri; Osteoglossiformes; Mormyridae. Bases 480 to 1973 code for a protein of 497 amino acids. Gene Ontology annotation, biological process: cell differentiation; protein phosphorylation; innate immune response. Gene Ontology annotation, molecular function: ATP binding; signaling receptor binding; non-membrane spanning protein tyrosine kinase activity. The record is from RefSeq and is a predicted model, not a curated record.
GAGAUAUACUGAACAGGAACAGCCGUCACUUUCACAGAGUCCCAGGGCGUCUCCAAACUGCAGAGCCGACGUGGGUGCGAUCUUUCAGCAGCAACCUGUCAAAUAGGCUAUUAGUGCAAAACAAUGAGAGAAAGUCUUCAUAAGAAGUGAUGUUAUGCAAAGUGAAUUACGAGCAGACUGGCCGGAGUAUCAGGAAGUAUGGCAGCGGCAACUCGGCAGAAAGCUGACUGUCGAGUUCCUCUUUCUGUAAGGCGCUAGAUCACCCCAGAUCUCUCCGAUUGCACUUUUAAUAGCGUGAUAUAAAGAAAAACAGCUUGGAAACAACGAUAAACAGCUGGGGAAGCAUUCCGACCGUCUUUGAUGGGAAGGAAUCAUUUGAGUCAAAGGGUCCAGACCCCCUGUGCAACCUUGACCAGGACAAGAUGUUGGAAAAUGGAUUUCGCUGAUGAAAACUCUUAAAUAAAGCUCUUCUUGGAAACAUGGGCUGUCAGAAGUCCAAGCUAACUGGGGAGCAGGGAACCGAAGCCGAAACAAAGAAGCGCCAGCCCAAAAAUUCGACUUCAGAUGGUCUUCUUCUGCCAGGUCAAGUGCUUGAGAAGAUGGAAGUGGCAGAGAAAGGGAAUUCUGGGAAAAUCGUGGUUGCUGUGUACCCGUAUGAGGCCGUUCACCCCGACGACCUGGGAUUCAAGAAAGGGGAGAAGCUGAAGGUGCUGGAGGAGAAUGGGGAGUGGUGGAAAGCCAUGUCUCUGACCACUAAGAAAGUGGGUUACAUCCCCUACAAUUACAUAGCCGAGGCCAACACCAUGGAGAUGGAGGACUGGUUUUUUAAGGAUAUCACCAGGAAAGACGCGGAAAGACAGCUUUUAGCCCCCGCAAACAAAGCGGGAGCCUUCCUCUUCCGCGAGAGCGAGACAUCCAAAGGAAGCUACUCGCUCUCGGUCCGUGACGUGGACAGCAACAACAUGGGCGCGGUCAAGCAUUACAAAAUUCGCUCCCUCGACAACGGAGGCUACUACAUUUCGCCCAGGCUCACCUUCCCCGACCUCAGCAGCAUGGUAAAGCACUACCAGAAGAAUGCCGACGGACUCUGCCAGAAGCUGGAGAAGCCGUGCGCCAAGCCGAAGGCCCAGCAGCCCUGGGACAAGGAUGCCUGGGAGAUCUCCAAGGAGUCCAUCAGGAUGAUAAAGAAGCUUGGAGCAGGACAGUUCGGAGAAGUGUGGAUGGCAUCUUACAAGAACACUACGACGGUGGCGGUGAAGACGCUGAAGGCGGGCACCAUGUCGGUGGAGGCCUUCAUGGAGGAGGCCAACCUGAUGAAGACACUGAGGCACGACCGGCUGGUGCGGCUCUACGCCGUAGUGACCAAGAGCGAGCCCAUCUACAUCAUCACCGAAUUCAUGGCCAAUGGCAGUCUGCUGGACUUCCUAAAAAGCGCCGCUGGCAGGAAAGUGCUUUUGCACAAGCUCAUCGAUUUUUCUGCACAGAUUGCAGAGGGCAUGGCCUACAUCGAGAAGAAGAACUACAUUCACAGGGACCUGCGGGCUGCCAAUGUCCUCGUCUCCGAUAGUCUGCUCUGCAAAAUAGCUGAUUUCGGCCUGGCGCGAAUCAUCGAGGAUAACGAGUACACUGCGAGAGAGGGAGCAAAGUUCCCCAUUAAAUGGACCGCCCCAGAGGCCAUUAACUAUGGAUCGUUCACCAUAAAGUCAGACAUGUGGUCAUUUGGAAUCCUUCUAUAUGAAAUCAUCACAUAUGGAAAAAAUCCUUAUCCAGGCAUGAGCAACAGCGAAGUUAUGACGAAUCUGCAGAGAGGAUACCGAAUGCCCAUCCCCGAGGACUGUCCCACCCAGCUCUACGAACUCAUGACGACGUGCUGGAAGGACAAGCCAGAGGAGAGGCCCACCUUUGACUAUAUGCAGAGUGUGCUAGAUGACUUCUACACAGCCACUGAGUCACAGUACCAGCAGCAGCCUUAGGUGGCGCUGGUGAGACUACCUGGGAUAAGCGUUUGUGAUUGAUUGAAAGACCCAACGAUCGAACAGCUGUACCCGUUUGCCUUUAUGCAAGCCAAAAAAACAAAAACUUUCAAAGGAUGGCGCUAACCCAACAAACUGCUUUUCUAUUCCUUACUGCUUAAUCCAAAGUCAAACCUUCUCUGAGGACAAGUUACAAGGGCUGGUUUGGACCACCUACAACAAAAGCAAGGCAAUGGGGCUAUUGGUGGGGGGUGCCACCUCAUCUACUACAUAUACAAGGAGCAAGACAGAGAACGGAAUACCUCCCCCCCCCACAAAAAAUAAAAGCGGAAAGAGGACUUGCAUUCUGGCAAGUAGAAUUGCUCACUUUGAAAUGUGGACAAAAAAAAAAAAAAAAAAAAAAAAAAAAAAGGGGUUUGUAUCAAUACCUUUCCUGUCUGAUUCCCAUUGCAAGCCAUGUUACAAUUACUAUAAAUUAAACAAUGUACAUAAUCUUAACUACUUGUGCAAUAAUUUGUAUAGAUGUCCCAGAUUUCCAGGGCAUUCCUAAUAUGAGCACCAUUAGGCUUUGCAUUUCCCCCCAA